Lathyrus sativus (Indian pea) is the source of this 1215-nucleotide messenger RNA. The record is from the annotation of a GenBank genome assembly. Lineage: Eukaryota; Viridiplantae; Streptophyta; Magnoliopsida; Fabales; Fabaceae.
AUGGUCGACGAAGAACCAAUGCCUACUCGCUGGUCUUUCCAGGAGUUCAAAACGUAUUAUGAUGUUAAGCUUGGCAGGAAGAAACCGGUGGAGAAUGGCGAGACAGCGGAUAAAGCGGUCAGUAAUGGAAAUUCUUCUGGUAUAACAUCUAAUGGCAAUUUUCAUGUCAAAAUAACACCAGAUAAGGCUAUUUAUGAGCAGUUCCAAAGCCAGGGGCAGAAUCCAGUGCAUACAAAUGGUUUUGCACCAAACAUUGUUAAUGAAAAGCCGCCUAAGUCUUUGCUUCCACCUUUGGAAUCUGCGGAAAUGCGUACUUUAGCAGAGAGCUUAAGUAGGGAUAUUAUUCGUGGGAGUCCAAACGUGAAGUGGGAAAGCAUCAAGGGGUUAGAGAAUGCCAAACGUUUACUGAAAGAAGCUGUAGUGAUGCCGAUUAAAUAUCCCAAGUACUUUACUGGUCUGUUAUCACCAUGGAAGGGCAUUCUUCUUUUUGGGCCCCCAGGGACAGGAAAGACAAUGCUUGCUAAGGCAGUUGCAACAGAGUGCAAUACUACAUUUUUUAAUAUUUCAGCAUCGUCUGUUGUCAGCAAAUGGCGAGGUGAUUCGGAGAAGUUAGUUAAGGUGUUAUUUGAGCUUGCAAGGCAUCAUGCGCCCGCAACAAUAUUUCUUGAUGAAAUUGAUGCAAUCAUUAGUCAGCGUGGUGAGGCACGCAGUGAACAUGAAGCAAGUAGACGGUUAAAAACUGAAUUACUCAUUCAGAUGGAUGGUUUAACACGGACGGAUGAACUUGUUUUUGUUUUGGCGGCAACUAAUCUUCCCUGGGAAUUGGAUGCAGCCAUGCUUAGACGUCUUGAGAAGCGAAUCCUUGUACCACUUCCAGAACCAGAAGCAAGAAGAUCAAUGUUUGAGGAACUCCUUCCUCGGCAGCCUGAUGAGGAACUGAUCCCCUAUGAUUUACUCGUGGACCGGACAGAAGGUUAUUCAGGCUCGGAUAUCCGCCUACUUUGUAAAGAAACAGCAAUGCAGCCAUUGAGACGCCUAAUGUCACAACUUGAACAGGAACAAGAUGUGGUGCCUGAAGAAGAGUUGCCAAAAGUUGGGCCAGUCAGGCCUGAAGAUGUCGAGAUAGCUUUAAGGAACACACGGCCGUCUGCUCAUCUCCUUGCCCACAAAUACGACAAGUUUAAUGCUGAUUAUGGUAGUCAAAUACUUCAAUGA